Molecule: messenger RNA, 1396 nt
Organism: Drosophila bipectinata
Lineage: Eukaryota; Metazoa; Arthropoda; Insecta; Diptera; Drosophilidae
Gene: PGAP2
Product: Post-GPI attachment to proteins 2
Biological process (GO): GPI anchor biosynthetic process
Cellular component (GO): endoplasmic reticulum membrane; Golgi membrane
Source: RefSeq, a predicted model, not a curated record
UUCUGAUAAGCAUUAUAGUUAUUAUGCAAGACAAGAGGCGAAACAAAGAAAAGUUAUCCAUAACAGCGAUACAAAUAGUAACCUCCCCCCACACUCCCACCGAUAGUUGCGGUAUCGAUCCCUUGUUUACAACUUUUCGCAAUGUUUACAACGUAAGCAUACCGCCGAGGCUAGCUAAUUAGGAGAGAGUACCGAAAAAUGUGGAAGACGGCCCGCUGACCCAAGAACCCACCCACCCACGCACUAUCCACGUGGCGCCCAAAUGCUGCCCACAUACGAGAGGUUCAACGAUCCGAAGAGCGUCCUCUUCCGGCUGCCCUUCGCCCGGCUGGCCGUCGUGGCGCUCAGUCUGCCGCUGGGAGGAUUCCUCUUCUGUGUGGCCUGGUCGCUGGCCUUUGACUUUGUGCGGAGCACCUACACCCAUUGCGAUGUGGCCAACUACCUGCCCUCGGUGUCGGCGGCCAUCGGAAACUACGAGCCGCAGCGCACUGUCUGGCGGCUGGCCAUCUUUCUGCACCUCCCGCUUCGGUUGGCGGUGGCGAAGAUGUACUUGGAGCACUACCGCGAGCAUAUCAGGCGCAGCAGGAGACUGUUGGGCAUCCUGGCCUGCUUCCUGAACGUCGUGGAGGACCUGGCGCUCUUCUGCCUCUCCUUCUGGACGUCAGCGGACCACUAUGAGACUCACCGGAACGCAUUCGUGGUGUUCAUUGCCUGCUCCGAGUGCUACAUGCUGAUCUCGUACCUCCUCAACCGGAAUGCUCGCAAGGCGGUUCUGCUGCCCCACGAGGAGAAGUCCCUGCGGUACAAGAGGAAUCUGUUUCUGGUCAAUGUGCUGGCCUUUGGACUGGCAGGAUAUUGCUUCGUCCGGCACAACAACUACUGCGAGGCUGGGGUGUAUACCUUCUUCGCGCUGUUUGAGUACGUCGUGGUGCUGACCAAUAUGGGUUUCCACAUGACCUCGUACUGGGACUUCUACGCCCUCAACGUGGUGUGCGACGCUAAGCACGGACUCUACUUGUCGCAGCUGUAGAUCCUCCACAUCCUCCACCUUUCCAGCCAGUCGUCCCUAGUGCGACCCUCGGGUACUCUGUACAUACGCGGUAUUAGCUUAAGCUCAAAGUUUACUUAAUUUUACCAAAGGAAUUUAGUGCCGACACGGUAGGGAGACCGGCUCCACACGCUUUUUUGGCUCGAUAAGGCCUUGAAAUGGCUCCCACUUGAUUCUAUUUCCAACGUCAGUCUAUGAAUUUGUUCCAGCUUGCAAUGAGGCAUCCUCUUUGAGACGGGCCGCUUUCCAUCACGAUUUUAGUGCAUUAUUUAUACACAUGCUUUUAUUUAAGAAGGCUUUAAAUAUAAAACAUUUAAAUUUUAUACAAUUGCGAUUUGAAAUUUGCCA